Molecule: messenger RNA, 1286 nt
Organism: Pyrus x bretschneideri (Chinese white pear)
Lineage: Eukaryota; Viridiplantae; Streptophyta; Magnoliopsida; Rosales; Rosaceae
Product: xyloglucan endotransglucosylase/hydrolase protein 31
Exons: 4
Coding region: 94-972 (292 amino acids)
Biological process (GO): xyloglucan metabolic process; cell wall biogenesis
Cellular component (GO): apoplast; cell wall
Molecular function (GO): hydrolase activity, hydrolyzing O-glycosyl compounds; xyloglucan:xyloglucosyl transferase activity
Source: RefSeq, a predicted model, not a curated record
CAUUUCAUAUGCCUACCUAACUUCAAAAUUCUCACACCCCACCCCUCUGUUUUUCGCUGCAUUUCCUUCUAUCCUUUUCUUAAUUCAAUCUUCAUGGCUCCUCUCAUCUUCCUAAUCCUUCUUUUCCUAAUGAUUUCUUCAAGCAUUGCUCAGGGUCCCCCCUCACCUGGCUAUAACCCUAGUUUUAAAAUUAGCACUCUAGGGUUUGAUCAGGGUUUUAGAACCCUUUGGGGUCCUCAACAUCAAAAUUUAGACCAUGGUACUUUAACACUCUGGCUUGACAGUAGCUCAGGAAGUGGGUUCAAGUCACUUCAUCCGUACCGUUCUGGAUAUUUUGGUGCAGCCGUUAAGCUCCAACCUGGUUACACUGCUGGAGUAAUUACUUCAUUCUAUCUCUCCAACAACGAAGAACAUCCGGGCAACCACGAUGAAAUCGAUAUUGAGUUCCUUGGUACAACUCCUGAUAAGCCCUAUACUCUGCAAACCAAUGUCUACAUUAGAGGAAGUGGAGAUGGAAACAUCAUUGGAAGAGAGAAGAGAUUUCAUCUCUGGUUUGAUCCAACACAGGACUUUCACAACUACGCUAUAUUAUGGAACCCUACUGAGAUCAUAUUCCUGGUGGAUGAUGUGCCCAUAAGAAGGUACCAGGGAGACAGUGAUGCCACAUUUCCAUUGAGGCCGAUGUGGGCAUAUGGAUCUAUAUGGGAUGCAUCAUCAUGGGCCACAGAGGAUGGAAAAUACAAAGCCGACUACAAGUACCAACCAUUUAUUGGCAAGUACAACAAUUUCAAGCUUGGUGGGUGUAAAUCCGAUAGCCCUACGUUAUGCCGACCGCCCUCCGCCUCACCGUUCGGCUCAUCGGGGCUGAGUCAGCAGCAGUACUCGGCCAUGGAGUGGGUGCAGCGGAACUACUUGGUCUAUGACUAUUGCCAUGAUCCAAAGAGAGACCAUACACAAACACCCGAAUGCUGAGAUUAGCUCGGCUUUUGCUUAAGCCUGUAAGGAGCCAUUCUUUUUUACCUGUAGAUCAUGAGCACAAAGUGAAAAAUGUGCACAUGUGUUACGAAGAAUGGCUCCUUCUGGCUGCAUAUGGUACUACACAAGUUAAUUGAAUUGUUUUCGUUUUCAGUUAUAAACAGUUGGCUUGGAAAUUGUUGGAGGGCCUCCCGUGAGAUGGAUCCCACCUUGUGAAAGAGUAGUUGAGCGUCCAAGGCCCUCUGAAUUUGGAGUAUUGCAUGAAUGUACCAAAAUAUUUAUCUGUUAGUGAAAGCAUUAUUCUGUUUUUA